AUGGGUUCAAAUGUUAGCCGUAAUGAUAUUCAUAAUUCAUCAAAUAGUACAAAAACUAAUAGCAGUAGUAUGUCGUCAAUCAGUGGCAAUGGACCUAUAAAUAAUUCGAAUAUCAAUCAAGAAAAAUCAACUUGUGAAUCAGCCCAAUCACAUGUCUAUAUUAAAGAUAAAUUUCGAUUAGAAUUUCUUGAUUGUAAUUGUUGUUGUGAUACGACAAAAAAAAUACCCAAUUCUGAUUUUCAAGGUAUCAAUGUGUUACGAGAUCUAUAUGAGAUGGUUGUAGCACCUGAAUAUAAACUUAAUUGCCAAUGUUCAUGCGGUGACGAUAUCGGUGAUGCAAAACAAUCAAUUAAAUUUAGUUUAACAGGUUCUCCACAUAUACAGUUAACAUGUCAUGAACCUGAUAUAUCUAAUCCAACAUCUAGUGACUCAGAUAUAAAACAAUGA
Molecule: messenger RNA, 447 nt
Organism: Rotaria sp. Silwood2
Lineage: Eukaryota; Metazoa; Rotifera; Eurotatoria; Philodinida; Philodinidae
Source: the annotation of a GenBank genome assembly